AUGUCCGUACGUUCCGAUACUUUUUUGGGGGGAAGGGGCUCGCGUGUGCCGAGCACCGGUUUUAAUUCCCAAUGUGCUAAAACCCAUGCAUAUCAAAGAGGUGCUGACGGGGGUUUCAUGGGGAGGAAAAUAUACUGCCAGCCGGUUCCGCUAUAUUGUUGUUCUCUGCUUUUUAUGCAAUGGUAUCCAGUGACCCUCAUGGACGCAAGUUUCCUCGUCACCGCCAUCACAAAGCAAAAAAAAUUAGAAAAGAUAGGGCUCCAUUCAGAUCAUCAUCACGAUUUCUCCCAUAUGGCGCACAUGCGUCUGAUAUUUCCCCGGCACGUUAUAUUCCCCGUCAAUGAGCUCAAUUAA
This is a messenger RNA of Trypanosoma brucei brucei TREU927, 354 nucleotides long. RefSeq lists its product as hypothetical. The transcript has a single exon. The coding region runs from base 1 to 354 and encodes 117 amino acids. The record is from RefSeq and is a predicted model, not a curated record. NCBI's taxonomy places the organism in Eukaryota, Euglenozoa, Kinetoplastea, Trypanosomatida, Trypanosomatidae.